Messenger RNA from Phyllopteryx taeniolatus (common seadragon), 1407 nucleotides. Its product is annotated as involucrin-like. The record is from RefSeq and is a predicted model, not a curated record. Bases 7 to 1407 code for a protein of 466 amino acids. Gene Ontology annotation, molecular function: protein binding. NCBI's taxonomy places the organism in Eukaryota, Metazoa, Chordata, Actinopteri, Syngnathiformes, Syngnathidae. The transcript has 7 exons.
ACUAUAAUGGUUUUGUAUUUCAUGAUAGGAUUUAUAAUGGCUACAAGGAGUAGCAGGAGGAAACCACCAUUACAGGAUGCGCAAGAGCAUGCAGUGAAGGCACUGGACAAGACGGAAGAAUUGGAAGUACAAUUCAUGAACUCGUUGAAAGGUCGAGGGGUGUUUGCCAAAGCCUUUUUCCGAAAAGGAGACUUUGUGGUGGAGUACAGAGGAGAGUUAAUUAAUUCUGAAGAAUCGAAAAGGAGAAGGAUGACCUAUCACAAAGCAAGUGCUGUCUUCAUGUUUGACUUCUGUUGGAAAGAAGAUCUAUGGUGUAUUGAUGCAUCCGUGUAUGAUGGCAGCCUUGGACGACUUGUCAAUGCUGACGACAGGCAUCCAAAUUGCCAAAUGAAGAGGGUCAUAGCAAAGGACAAACCACACCUCUGUUUAUUUGCUUUGAGGGACAUUCAGCCAGGAGAAGAAAUAACAUUUGACCUCGGAGAAAAGGCUGGACCACAGUCGAAACAGGACUUGGAUGAGCCAGAAGUUCUUUCAUCAGACAAAGUUGGACUCAUCCCUCCGCCUCAUCUUGUAGAGUUGUCAGAUUCGAAUGAAUCUCAGAAUCCAUGUACCAGUUCUUCCCAGCUAAAUGGCAACAGCCAGAAGACAAAAGAGCAGAUGGAAUUGGAUUCCGAUAAACUCCUUGAUCCCAGCUUGGACGGCAGUAGUAAAGAAUACAUUACUAAGCGUGAGGAUGUGCAUAUGUACAGCGACCAGGAUCGUGACCCUGAGGAACCAGGUGAUGCUGAGCCAGCCUAUGAGUCAGACACACUGGACAUCCAGCAGCUGAUUAGUGAUGAGGAAGAACUUCACCCUCUGCAUGGGGGGUGCUCCAGUUUGGAGCAUGAGGAUCCACUGCCCCCGCGCAUUAAAGAAGAACAGAAGCAUCCACAGCUUCCCCACAUAAAAGAAGAGGAGGAUCCACAGUUACCCCACGUUAAAAAGGAACAGGAGGAUCCACAGUUGUCUUACGUUAAAGUAGAAGAGGAGGAUCCACAGCCCCCACACGUUGAGGAGGAAGAGAUUGAUCCAAAGCUCCCCAACAUUAAGGAGGAACAGAAGCAUCCACAGCCUGCCCACAUUCAUGAGGAAGAGGAGGAUCCAAAACUCCCCCAUGUUAAAGAGGAAGAGGAGGAGCUUGGUGUCAGUAAGUUGCCACUGACUGGUGGCUCUGUGAAGUGUAAACAAGAGAAACCACUUGAGGGGUCAGAGCUUCAUCAUCACAGUCCGAGUAAAGACCACUGUGGCGGACCACCACCAGACAACCUCAUGGCUCCACUGUCAGACAGUGACAAAGUAUCUUUGACGAGGGACAAAGAUUGUAAAGGUAUGACAACCAACACUUGGAAAACUCAGAAAAGGAGAUGA